Messenger RNA from Brettanomyces bruxellensis, 3204 nucleotides. It is a transcript of the gene MTR4, whose product is annotated as ATP-dependent RNA helicase mtr4. Gene Ontology annotation, cellular component: nucleus. The coding region runs from base 1 to 3204 and encodes 1067 amino acids. Gene Ontology annotation, biological process: RNA catabolic process; maturation of 5.8S rRNA. Gene Ontology annotation, molecular function: ATP binding; RNA helicase activity; RNA binding. The transcript is spliced from 2 exons. Lineage: Eukaryota; Fungi; Ascomycota; Pichiomycetes; Pichiales; Pichiaceae. The record is from RefSeq and is a predicted model, not a curated record.
AUGGCUGAUUUGUUUGACGUUUUCGAUGAAAAGCCUCAAAAUAUUGAGACUUUGAAGCAUGAAAAUUUGAUUAAGACUGAGAAGACGAAGGAGGAUAAUACACACAAGAGCAAACAGGAGAAAAGAAAUUUUAAGGACUCAACCGAUUCAGAAAACUCCAGGAAAAAACAGCAUCUUGAGGAAGAACCUGCAAAUUUAAGCAAGAAAAAAGAGGAUGUACAUCCAAUCGUUGCAGACGAUUUAGAAAUCGAAGCUUUAAGAGAAGUCAAUGCUUCUGAUGGAUUACUCGGAGAAGUUAAACGGAAAACCGCUGAUAAUGGUGCUCAGACACUUGAUAAAGGUGAUUCUGAUACAGAUAAGAAGCAGAAGGUGAAGUUAAAACAUCAGGUGAGACAUCAAGUAGCUGUUCCCCCAGGUUAUAAGUAUAUCCCGAUUGGUCAACACAAAAGGAAGAACGAUGCAAAGACAUAUCCUUUUAAACUUGAUCCUUUCCAGGAUACAUCCAUCUCAUGUAUUGAUCGUAAUGAAUCUGUUUUGGUUUCGGCACAUACUUCCGCAGGUAAGACAGUGGUGGCAGAAUAUGCAAUUGCUCAAUCCCUUAGAGACAAGCAGAGGGUGAUAUAUACGGCCCCAAUUAAAGCUCUUAAUGUUGGUUUAAUGACAGGUGAUGUUACGAUAAAUCCGGACGCGGGUUGUCUUGUGAUGACAACUGAAAUUUUGAGGUCUAUGCUUUAUAGGGGUUCCGAGGUUAUGAGAGAAGUUGCAUGGGUUAUAUUUGACGAAGUGCAUUAUAUGCGCGAUAAAAUUAGAGGUGUGGUUUGGGAAGAAACUAUCAUUAUGCUACCGGAUAAGGUCCAUUAUGUGUUUUUAUCAGCAACUAUUCCAAAUGCAAUGGAAUUUGCCCAGUGGAUUUGUAAGAUUCAUAAUCAACCCUGUCAUAUUGUUUAUACAGAUUUCAGACCAACUCCAUUACAACACUAUUUGUUUCCGGCAAAUGGCGAUGGCAUCUACUUGGUUGUCGACGAAAAAAGCAAUUUCAGGGAAGAGAAUUUCCAGAGAGCCAUGGCAUGCAUUACAAAUCAUGAAGGUGAUGACCCUGGUUCUAUAAAUUCACGAAAGGGUGGCAAAUCUUGGAAGGGAGGUGUACAUGAUAGCAAAUCUGAUAUUUAUAAAAUCGUCAAGAUGAUUUGGAUGAAAAAAUACAAUCCAGUAAUAGUUUUUUCGUUUUCCAAGAGGGAUUGCGAGGCACUAGCAAUGAAGAUGUCGAAAUUAGAUUUCAAUACCGAAGAUGAAAAGAAAAUGUUAACGAAAAUUUUUCAUAACGCCAUCGAUUUGCUUUCGGAUGAGGAUAAAGAGCUUCCCCAAAUUAAGAAUAUUCUUCCCUUGUUAAAAAGAGGUAUAGGCAUUCAUCAUUCUGGUUUGCUACCAAUAUUGAAGGAAAUCAUAGAAAUUUUAUUCCAAGAAGGAUUCUUGAAGGUACUUUUUGCUACAGAGACCUUUUCUAUUGGAUUGAAUAUGCCUGCUAAAACUGUCGUGUUUACCUCAGUUCGGAAAUGGGAUGGUACUGAAUUCAGAUGGGUUUCUGGUGGUGAGUAUAUUCAAAUGUCAGGUCGUGCCGGUAGAAGAGGAUUGGACGAUCGAGGAAUCGUUAUAAUGAUGAUUGACGAGAAGAUGGAACCUCAGGUGGCGAAAGGUAUGCUUAAAGGUCAGGCAGAUCGUCUUGAUUCCGCAUUUCAUUUGGGAUACAACAUGAUUUUGAAUCUUCUUAGAGUUGAAGGUGUCUCACCAGAGUACAUGAUGGAGAAUUCCUUUUAUCAAUUCCAGAAAACAGAAUCUGUUCCUAAAAUUCAGAAUCAAAUACAGGAACUAAAAGACGAAGUUUCUGCAUCACAUAUAGAUCAUUAUGACGAUAUUAAGGAGUACUAUGAUUUAAAAGAGCAGCUUACUAGAUACGGUGAAGAUGAACGCAAAAUAAUUACUCAUCCUUCGCAUAUCUUACCACAUUUGAAGAGUGGAAGGAUUAUUAAUGUGAAGGUGGGAAAUCAGAAGUUUGGUUGGGCUAUAGUUAUUGACUAUCAUAAACGUAAUCGUCAGAGACGUUUUUCUGAGAAUUAUAGCGACCAUGAUUCAUACUUGGUGGAUGUGUUUGUCAAUACCAUGUUUGAGGAUGCUCCAUUAAAAUUGAUUAAACCUUUUAGCCCAUUACUGCCAUCUGGUGUUCGGCCUGCUACAAAGAAGGAGAAAUCAACCAUAGCAAUAAUUCCAAUCACGCUAAAUUCAAUUCAGGAAAUUAGUAGUUGCAGGUCUAUUAUGCCCAAGGACAUUAAAAAUUCUCGUUCUCAAAAGACAUUGGACAAAGCCUUAAAAGAAAUUGUCAGAAGACAUCCAAAUGGUCUACCUAUUCUCAAUGCUAUCAAAAAGAUGCAUAUUAAUGAUAAGGAUUUCCUGCAGUUAGAAAAAAAGAUUUCAAUUUUGAAAAAAAAGGUUUCAAGCACAUCCAUCGCUAAUUCCCCAGAUCUUGAAGAAUUAGUCGAGCAGUACUCCAAGUUUGUGAGUAUGAAAAAUAACAUAAAGAUUCUUGAAACAAAGAACAAGGAAGUUCAAUCCAUUAUUCAGCUUGAUGAUUUAAAACAUCGUAAAAGAGUUUUAAGGAGACUUGGCUUUAUUUCACAAGAUGACGUUGUUCAAAUGAAAGGCAGGGUUGCUUGUGAGAUUAGUACAGGGGACGAAUUGUUACUCACUGAAUUAAUCUUCAAUGGAAUCUUUAACGAACUUAAACCUGAGCAAUGUGCUGCACUACUUUCAUGCUUUGUUUUUGAAGAAAGAUCGAACGAGGUUCCACGGCUUACUCCAGAGCUUGCAGAACCGUUGAAGACACUAAGAGAAAUGGCAACAAAAAUAGCCAAGGUGUCUCGUGAGUGUAAGAUUGACAUGAUCGAGAAGGAUUAUGUUGAAUCCUUCAGAUACGAGCUUAUGGAGGUUGUAUUAUCGUGGUGUAAGGGUGCAACAUUUACUCAAAUUUGUAAGAUGACCGAUGUAUACGAGGGUUCUUUGAUCAGAAUGUUCAGAAGGCUAGAGGAGAUGAUAAAGCAGUUAGCUGACGCUGCAAAGACAAUCGGAAAUGUUGCAUUGGAGCAGAAAAUGAACCAAAGCUAUGAGCUUGUUCAUAGGGACAUAGUUUCUGCAGGAUCAUUAUAUCUCUGA